UGGGAGGCUUGCGGGGGUGGUGCUGCUAUUUGCAGGCGGCAGCGGCGCAGGCGGCGGCGGCGGCACGGUGCAGAGCUCACACCGCGCCUUUGCAGCAGCCAGCAGCAGCAACUGCGGAAGCACUCCCGCGGUCACAGCCUCUGCGCUGGUACAGCCACCCUCUCUCCCUCUGCUCUUCCUCCCUUCGCUCGCACCAUGGCUGAUCAGCUGACCGAAGAACAGAUUGCUGAAUUCAAGGAAGCUUUCUCCCUAUUUGAUAAAGAUGGCGAUGGCACCAUCACAACAAAGGAACUUGGAACUGUCAUGAGGUCACUGGGUCAGAACCCAACAGAAGCUGAAUUACAGGAUAUGAUCAACGAAGUGGAUGCUGAUGGUAAUGGCACCAUUGACUUCCCAGAAUUUUUGACCAUGAUGGCUAGAAAAAUGAAAGACACAGACAGUGAAGAAGAAAUCCGUGAGGCAUUCCGAGUCUUUGACAAGGAUGGCAAUGGCUACAUCAGUGCGGCAGAGCUACGUCACGUCAUGACAAACUUAGGAGAAAAACUAACAGAUGAAGAAGUAGAUGAAAUGAUCAGAGAAGCAGAUAUUGAUGGGGAUGGACAAGUCAACUAUGAAGAAUUCGUACAGAUGAUGACUGCAAAAUGAAGACCUACUUUCAACUCCUUUUCCCCCCUCUAGAAGAAUCAAAUUGAAUCUUUUACUUACCUCUUGCAAAAAAAAAAAAAAAAAGUUCAUUUAUUCAUUCUGUUUCUGUAUAGCAAAACUGAAUGUCAAAAGUACCUUCU
Choloepus didactylus (southern two-toed sloth) is the source of this 785-nucleotide messenger RNA. RefSeq names its product calmodulin-1. NCBI's taxonomy places the organism in Eukaryota, Metazoa, Chordata, Mammalia, Pilosa, Megalonychidae. The transcript has a single exon. Bases 196 to 645 code for a protein of 149 amino acids. The record is from RefSeq and is a predicted model, not a curated record. Gene Ontology annotation, molecular function: calcium ion binding.